Molecule: messenger RNA, 1190 nt
Organism: Haplochromis burtoni (Burton's mouthbrooder)
Lineage: Eukaryota; Metazoa; Chordata; Actinopteri; Cichliformes; Cichlidae
Product: OX-2 membrane glycoprotein
Exons: 6
Coding region: 94-918 (274 amino acids)
Molecular function (GO): cell-cell adhesion mediator activity
Source: RefSeq, a predicted model, not a curated record
AGGGAAUUCCCUGUUAAAGUUUCAUUUUGAGCAGCAUAAAUAGCCGGUACAGGGACAAAACGAAAGUGUUGACUACACAGCAGUGAAGCAAAGAUGAUGUCCCUCUUCCUGAUUGUUUUUUGUUUAUUCAAAGCCUCGGCUUCACUCAGUCUACAUGGAGACACAACAGCUGAGUACGGCAGUGAUGCGCACUACAGGUGCGCGCUGUCAAACUCCACAGGUGUGCUGCAGGUUACUUGGCAAAGGUUCGUCAAGGGGACAGUGGAGGACAUGGCAACAUACAGCGAGCGCUUUGGAAUAGAUGUAAAAACGCCCUACCGUGGAAAAGUGCUCGUUACGAAAGAGUCUUUCAGCCCUUCGGCGAUCAAACUGACGAAUCUCACAUGGGAGGAUGAGAGUUGUUUAUCCUGCGCCUUUAACAUCUUUCCUGGCGGCUCAAAAAGAAGCCAGAUUUGCCUCAAAGUGCAAGGGAUAUCAAAGGUGAACACAAUGCACCACGCAAAGCAAGAUGGAGAAGUUGUGUUUAGCUGCUCCGCCACAGGCAAACCAGCUCCCACCAUAGAGUGGGACCUUUCAGAUGGAGCCGCAAUCGCAGAAGAACCACAGACGGUGACAGUAAAAAACAGCGAUCACACGUUCAACGCCAGCAGCAACAUAACUGUGAAAGUACCUCCCGGUUGGCGUGGACACGCGGCGUGUGUUCUGAACCGUGGAAAAAUUGGAGAGAGGGAAGAGAGGAUCGCUUUCUCCUCCUCUGCAUCGGCGGACGGGGAUGAGCAGAGAGGACCGUCUCCGUCAGCGAUCGCACUGAUCUGCAUCACUAUAAUUGUUUGCUGUAUAGCUGUUGCAGUGUAUGUGAUUAAAAGGAGUUCUAGGAAGCACAACCAGAGAGAAGGAUCAUGUUCCAUGCAUGCAUAACCAAUGUUAGACUUUCUAGCUGCCUUUUGCGAUGCAAGCAUUACAAACCCCUUUCCUUUGUGAAUUAAGGUCAGGCAUUGGCAGGUAGCUUCAAACUUUCACAUGCGUGGACCUGUCCAUUGACAUUUCUUAUGAACUGCGCUACUCAGCACUUUAAUGUCAUCGAGCUUUGAGCAAAACAUGUUUCAUCCGACUCUGAAUGUAAAAAAAAUUAAAAUACACAAAUAUCAUGGAGAAGAAGCGGUGCAAAGCCACAAGGAUGUGAUAGGAAG